This is a messenger RNA of Metarhizium robertsii ARSEF 23, 1560 nucleotides long. Its product is annotated as tyrosyl-DNA phosphodiesterase. Gene Ontology annotation, biological process: single strand break repair; double-strand break repair. Gene Ontology annotation, molecular function: 3'-tyrosyl-DNA phosphodiesterase activity; single-stranded DNA binding; double-stranded DNA binding. Lineage: Eukaryota; Fungi; Ascomycota; Sordariomycetes; Hypocreales; Clavicipitaceae. The transcript is spliced from 3 exons. Gene Ontology annotation, cellular component: nucleus. The record is from RefSeq and is a predicted model, not a curated record. The coding region runs from base 1 to 1560 and encodes 519 amino acids.
AUGGAGCGACAUCAAAAGCGGCAGCGAGUGCAUGAUUUGGAGCAAAAUGAUGCGCCUACAUCACUGUCGGCUCCCAUUAGCCCUCCUCGGAAGAGUCAGCGUCGUGAAUCGGAGCGGCUGGCCUCACCGUGGCAAUUAACCUGGAUACGGGAUCUUCCCGAGGAACUCAACUACGACGCUGUCACCUUGAAGGAUCUUCUUGGCGAUCCACUCAUCAGCGAUUGCUGGGAGUUCAACUACCUGCACGACGUUCCAUUCUUGAUGGACGCUUUUGACCAGGAUACAAGACACCUUGUAAAUGUGCACGUUGUCCACGGAUUCUGGAAAAGAGAUGAUCCACAUCGGUUGGCGCUCACGGCGGAAUCGUCUGGAUUUGAUAAUGUGAAACUCCAUGUGGCUCCGAUGCCGGAAAUGUUUGGCACUCAUCACUCGAAAAUGAUGGUACUCUUCCGCCACGACAACACUGCAGAGAUUAUUAUUCACACAGCCAAUAUGAUACCAAAGGACUGGACGAAUAUGACGAAUGCCGUCUGGAGGACCCCCCGAUUAUCUCAGUUGCCACCAGGGUUUAGGCAACUGCAAGAGUAUUGCGACCUGCCAAUCGGCAGCGGCGAGAGAUUCAAGGCCGAUCUCCUCAAUUAUUUAAAGUCAUAUGACAGUCGAAAACUCACAUGCCGAACACUGAUAGAUCGACUUGUUCAAUAUGAUUUCUCCAGCGUCAAAGGUGCGCUUAUAGCCAGUGUCCCUGGAAAACAUGACAUACAUGACCUGUCCGGAACGGCGUAUGGCUGGUCUGGUGUAAAGAGGUACCUGAGUUCAGUUCCGUGCAAAGAAGGUAGUUCAGAAAUUGUGUCACAAGUAUCUUCUAUUGCAACACUAGGGGCCAAAGAUACUUGGCUCCAGAAAACACUUUUCGACUCUCUUGCAACAAGCAAGACGAAGUCCUUACAACGACCAAAGUUUAGCAUCGUAUUUCCCACAGCAGAUGAAAUAAGACAGUCUCUAGAUGGUUAUGCAUCUGGCGCCUCGAUUCAUACUAAAAUUCAGUCAUCUCAACAAGCUCAGCAACUGGGUUAUCUACGGCGCAUCUUACAUCACUGGGCCAACGACAGUCCAGACGGCAUUGCCUCGUCACCUGAAAUCAAAACUAGAAACGGUGGACGAGACAGGGCAGCUCCACACAUUAAGACUUAUAUUCGCUAUAACGAGGAGGGUUCGAUUGACUGGGCCAUGCUUACAUCUGCCAACAUUUCAAAACAGGCAUGGGGAGAGGCCUCGAGGCCGUCGGGUGAGCUGAGAGUGGCAUCUUGGGAGAUUGGCGUUCUGGUAUGGCCUGGUCUAGUCGGCCAGGAUGUUUCAAUGGUCGGGACCUUUCAGUCUGAUGUGCCGAAGAAACCAAAAGAACAAGCUAGCUCCAAAGCUGAUGCUAGCGGCGUCUUGAUGGGAGUCAGGAUACCUUAUAGCCUACCACUACAACGGUACGGCGCGGAAGAAGUGCCAUGGGUCGCAACAAUGCAGCACAGCGAACCGGAUCGUUUCGGUCGGCAAUGGAUGGAAUGA